Molecule: messenger RNA, 856 nt
Organism: Nicotiana tabacum (common tobacco)
Lineage: Eukaryota; Viridiplantae; Streptophyta; Magnoliopsida; Solanales; Solanaceae
Source: RefSeq, a predicted model, not a curated record
AUGGGAAGAGCACCAUGUUGUUCUAAAGUGGGAAUAAGAAAAGGUGCAUGGACUGCAGAAGAAGACAUGUUGCUCACAAAUUACAUUGAGCUAAAUGGUGAAGGAAACUGGAGAUCUUUGCCUAUGAAUGCUGAAGAGAGGAAAUUUCAGUCCAGAGGAAGAUUGCAAGGUAGAACUGAUAACGAGAUAAAGAAUCGUUGGAACACCAAUCUCUUGAAGAAGCUCAAAGUUGCAGGAAUACAACCAAAACCUCAAAAGUUAACUGCAAAACGAACUAAAGCAACUAAAAAGAAACGAAGACGGGGAAGAAAGGCGAAAAAGCCCGAGAGCGAGAUAGAAAAAGAUGAGAAGAUCCAAGUGCAUAUUCCAAAACCAAUAAGGCUAUAUUCACUUUCUUCAAGCCAAAGUAGUUUUCAAGAUAAAGCAGCCCAUAAUAUUAUUACCAUGUUGAGUUAUGAGGAAGUUGACAAGAAUAAGGAAGAAGAAAAAAUACAAGAGCCAUUAAUUCCAAGUUCAUCGUCGUAUUUGUUUGAUGAAAAAGGGAAUGAAAUUUACGAGUUGUUUGACGAAUUGCUAAAUGGAUGUGAUUUUUCAACUGAAUGCUUAGAGCCAACGAGCAGCUGUUACAUGCUAAAGGAGGUUUACACGGAGUAUUUUCAGCUUCUUUCUGAAAUUUGAGAUGUUACUCGAUCAAGCAAUUAAAUGUUCGAUCCAUUUUUUUAUUUUUAUUUUUUAUUAUUAUUAUUAUUUAUUUAUUUUGAAAAUUGUUGUUUCCUUUCUCUGUAGGAUUUACUAGCACGGUCACAAUAGUGGUCAUUAGUAGAAUGACUUGGGAGCUUUUAGAAAGUGAAAUGAA